AGUCUCGCCAAUGCGGUCAGAGCGCAUGCGCGGCGCUUCGGCACGAGUACCAGUGCCGGUCGCGCCGGUAGCCACGCGACACGCGUGUUCACCCUUCCGGCGAUCGAUAACGCGGUACCGCGCCGCCGCGCCGCCGCGCCGACUCCUUUUGUGCACCGCUUCAAACGAGCUGCGUCGAACAUCUCUAUGUUUAGCGCGGACAACGGUGCACCGUUGCAUUGCAUUGCUUACUGAUUUACCGCAACCGUCCCUCUAUCCUGGUUAGCCAGCGUUCCUGAAAAGUUCCGUCGCGGUCGUGACCUCAUUCUUUUUAAAAAAUCGAUUUGUGAUAAAAUUCUUGUACGCCUUACAUAAGAUUGUUAUAUAUUACUUAAGUAUUUGCAACGUUUGCCGGAAUAUUCGUCUCUCGAACUCCCGAGUCAGUAUUUUGUGAAGGACGCGCUGGAAUACGGUACAUAUUUAAUUUUGGAGUUGGCGUGCAAUCGAUUAAGCGUCAAAGCAAAUAUUUAUUGAAGCGCUGUCUAAAUAUGAUAUCACGAUCUAGUAGAAGAAUAUUACAAAAUCGGACAGAUUUCAAUUAAAUUUGUGCUAUAUUAUAAAUAAGUGGACAAGUUAAGUGAUACACAAGUGUGAGGGGUCGGAGGAGAAUCAUCGCCGGCGUAAGGCGGGCGGAGCCGAUGUUCGCGGCUCGGGCGCGUCACGGCGGAGGGUGGUGCGGGCUCGGGCGCGGGGUGCGCGGGGGGCUUGCGCGCCUCGCCGCCGCCCGGCUUCGAUCGCGAGCUCUUCCAAGAGCUGAGCUUCCUACCAGACGCGGAACUCCGAGAGUGUCUCGGCGAGUACCCCGACUUCCUGUACCAUUUGGCGCGGGACAGGUUCGGCCGACUCUACUUUCGCGUUAUACGGACCUUGCUCCUUGAUCGAGUUCUAUGCAGCAACAGGGUGAGCCAAAUGACAAAAACCUACAAUGACAUUGAAGCGGUAACACGGCUCCUAGAAGAAAAAGAGAAAGAUUUAGAGCUGACGGCGCGUAUCGGCAAAGAGCUGCUGGCGGCCAACGGUCGGCUCGAAGCUCGCGUGACCGCGCUCGAAGGAGAGUUGCGAGGAGCUCGCGACCACAUCACCCAGCUGCGGCACGAGAUUAGCGCUAAGAGCGAUCUACUACAGAUUUUAACAAACGACACAGAGGAAAACUCACCUACAGAGGAUCAAGAUGCGGCGACGGCGGCCCUGCUGAAGCGCCGCACUGGCGCGCUGGAGCGAGAGAACCGCUCGCUCAGGGAGGAGGCCGCGCGCCUCGCCGCCGGCGCCGACUCCGCCGAGCUGGCCGAGCGGCAGCUGCUCAGGGAUAUCGCCGCGCAGCUCUCGAGUGCAAAUUCUGAGACGACUGUGCUGAGCUCAGAGUUAACUGAGGAGCGACAACGCUCGGCCGACCUUCAGCAGCAGCUCGACAGCACCAACGCUAGGCUCGCUGUCAAUGAGAGAAACUUGCAGCAGCUAACCGCCGAACACGAACAUUCGCUUCGAAUUUUAGAAAUAACAAGAGAUAACCAAAAUGCUCUGGCUUCAGAAUUGGCAGACACAAAGGAGCGGUACGCGGAGGUGUCGGCGCUGCUGGCGGAGGCGCAGGAGCAGCUGCGGGCGGCGCGGCGGCGCGGCGAGGCCACGCGCGGCCUCAUGCCGUCCGUGGCGGCCGCGGCCGGCCUGCUGCCCGCCAGCCUGCACCGCGAGAUGCACUCCUCCGUCUACUCCGAGCUCAGUCUCGACUCGGGCAUCGGGGAUCCUCUCGCGCAAACCAGCAUGCAGAAGGUGUUUGAGACGGUGCAGUGCGCGUCUCGUUGGUCAGGUGCAUCUUUAUCCGGCUCCGACGCGGAGACGCAAUCCGCCUACAAACCACCCAACAAACCGACGUUCUCGGACUCAUUCUUCGAAGAUACGUCUGACGCUGAAUCGGAAGAUUUGUAUCCCGGCAACACGGGGGUGGGCGUGCCCGGCGCGCCCGGGGCGGCGGAGCUAGCGGCCGCACUGCGCCGCCUCACGCCGCAGGAGAUCAACUCCAGGCGCGCCUCGCUCGCCGCCUCACAUCUACUGCGGCAGCGGAGGCGGAAUGAUAGAGACUUAAGUGAAGAGAGUGCAGUAUGGGGUGCGGGUGCCGCAGGCGGUAUGGCGCGCUUCAGGACACCACACAAGCUUCAAAUUGUUAAACCAAUGGAAGGUUCUCUCACGCUGCAUACUUGGGCUCAGCUAGCUAAGCCAACCAUGUCAGGUUUACUAGAAGAACAAGAAGGUGUUGGAGUGAGAGGGUCAAGAUCAGCACAAGCACUCGGUAUGAGAAUAUACAGGUUGUCAGAUGUUGAAGAGGAUGACGAUAUGCCUAGAUUGCCGCAUUCCAGUCACAUAUAUACAUUUACUAACAGUACGGUCUUACAUCCAAACGAUGGCAGCCUCAUAGGUAGCAACGUGAGCAGCGUUUGCAACAGCGCUAUGAGCAGCCUUUCCAGCAGCGUGCUCGGCAGCGCGUGGAGCUCACGCCUCACCUCUCGCCGCUCCUCCGCCGCAGUGUCGCCCGUGCUCUCCCGACGUGAAUCAUUCUGUACGCCACCUUCCCGUCCCCACUUCACGCCCACUGCCACGCCCGCUAACAGUCCUCUCCUCGGUUCGCCAGACUCCUCUCCCCCUCCGACGCCUCGACCCGGUGACCCCCCACCUUCUCUCCAUGCGCUAAUUGCGAGCGGGACUUCGAUACUCCGACGGCGGUACUUAACGUCACCGGCUUCUGACGGCUCGCCGGCGCCUCUGGCUCUCCAGACUCCUGGAUCUCUCUACACCGGUUUAGUCCAUCGCAGUCCAAUGGAACAGUUAACGUGCCUCAAGCGGACUCUUAGAUCGCCGGCAGCGGCGCCGCCAGAUCGAUGUGACGCAGCAUAUUUACCACUAGGUGUACCGGCACAUCCGGGAGAAGGUGCAUUGGACGCCGCCACAUCCACGGGGUGCUUGGGCGGCGCCAGUGUGACCGGCAGGCGGGCGCGAGUGCGGGCACCGCGCCCUCGCACUGACUUGGGAACGGUGGGAGUGACGCCAACGACUUGUCCGCCCCCGCAAUCGACUCCUUUAGGCACCCUCAGUACCUUUCUUUUUGGACGAAAGGGUGGUUUGCUGUGAGAGUGCUGAACAGCUCCUUCCGGCUGGUAUCAGAGGUGCUACUGCGAAGCGACGCGAUAGUCGCUCGGACGCAGCUCAUUAAACCGAACCGCGGGUCGCGGAUCGAGCCGCGUUAUCUGAAGUGAUAAUAUCGUUUGUUUUCGGUGCGCAGUCUUAUUUUAUCGAUUUCGGUACUUGUGAUUUAGAUGUAGAGAAACGAUUUUUUAAGGUUACUGUGUGAUGUACCUUUUAUAGAUUUAGUUAUAAGCGCCCAAUUAUCAUCGAUGCUAAUGAUAAUAUUUUAUGUUUUGAAAGAUUUAUGUUUGUGAGUCUGUGUUUUUAAAUCAUUUUGACGUUGUUCGUUUCGUAAUCACUUUUGUUUUUAGGAAAUUGUUUUUGCAUUUAUAUGGCUGACUUACUGUGAAUCUGAAUUGAUCUUUAUUAAAAAAUAACAAUCUUAUACUCACUAUAAAGGUGUCAUUAUCAUAGCAUCUUGAAAUCUCUCUUAACACAUUCCUUUUGAAAAAACAUAGUAUUAAUAUAAAGUGUUUAGAUGCGGGGAGAGAAAUAACGAGGACCAAUGAGUCGCAAUUUGUAACCACGAAAAAAAGAUACGUGUUAAAACAACAUAUUCGAUAGCCAUAUUUAAUAAUGAAACAUCACUCUUAAUAUAAAUAUAUAUUUUUUUAAUAAUUGAGCAACUAUUAACGGAUGACUUGAUUGAAAAUAUAUUAUUAUCGAUCUUUUUUUGUGAUUGUUUGGUUAUUAAUCGUAUUUUGAAUUUAAAUAUCAUUGACAUUUUGAUUAUAUAAUUUUAUCACUGUAUUUCCUAUAGAAUACGAUUCAUGUAUUAUUGUAAAUAAUUAAAUUUCCAUUAAUUUAGAAGAGUACAAAUUACUUACGUUUGUAUAAAUAAAAAAUAGCAAUAAUUGUAAUGAAUAAUAGAAUUUUUGUUAAAUUAGUAACUCAAAACUAAUAAUUAUACAAUUAAAUCAAUGUAACACCACAUUAUCGAAAAAU
Messenger RNA from Vanessa tameamea, 4158 nucleotides. RefSeq names its product milton (gene milt). Gene Ontology annotation, molecular function: myosin binding. Gene Ontology annotation, cellular component: cytoplasmic vesicle; mitochondrion. NCBI's taxonomy places the organism in Eukaryota, Metazoa, Arthropoda, Insecta, Lepidoptera, Nymphalidae. The coding region runs from base 949 to 3159 and encodes 736 amino acids. The record is from RefSeq and is a predicted model, not a curated record. Gene Ontology annotation, biological process: mitochondrion distribution; vesicle transport along microtubule; protein targeting. The transcript has 13 exons.